AUGGCAGCGCAGCCAGCCGGUCCAUCCUUUGCCUGUUUGCGAUACCUACGAACCAAAGCAUUCGUUUCAAACCAUCCAAGAACGUCGCCUCUGAGACCGACCCGGAUACAAUGCCCUCUCCUUGCCAACCGCGUCUCCCAAGCUCCGUCAAUAUGCAACCGCUCGUUCUCCACCACGACAACACGUCAAGAUUGGUUGACGCCCAAAAGACCGGAAGUCAGAAAGUCUCACGUGGGACGUCCCCGAAUGCCUACGGGUGGCUCAAUGCGCGGCACGACCGUUGUUUGGGGCGACUACGGCCUACGGAUGAAAGAUCACGAUCGACGAGUUUCGGCGAAACAACUCAAGAACGCCGAAGAAACUAUCAACAGAAGACUGCGAGGGGAACGCUUCAGGUUGUACAAGAGAGUGAGCGCAAAUAUCGGUGUCUACACAAAAGGCAGCGACGUGCGGAUGGGAAAGGGAAAGGGUAAAUUCGACUACUGGGCCGCGCGUAUCCCAGUCAGCAGGGUUGUGUUCGAAAUCAAGGGCAAACUUCACGAGCAGGUGGUGCGGGACGCUUUCAGGUUGGCGGGAAACAAAUUGCCUGGACUAUGGGAGUUUGUCAAGAAGGGAGAUCCUCCGAUGGUUGGCAUCACAAAACUGGGCAAUGGAGUGACGCUGGAGAAGCUCAAGGAGGCCCGGAGAGAGGUGGAACCCAAGGACAAGCAGAGUGCACAACCCAUCAUAUCCUCCGCGAUGGAAGUGCCGCCUCAGACGAUCGCGACUGAAUUGGAUCAUCCGCCGCCGACCGUUCACGUUUCGCCCUGA
Molecule: messenger RNA, 810 nt
Organism: Fonsecaea multimorphosa CBS 102226
Lineage: Eukaryota; Fungi; Ascomycota; Eurotiomycetes; Chaetothyriales; Herpotrichiellaceae
Exons: 2
Coding region: 1-810 (269 amino acids)
Biological process (GO): mitochondrial translation
Cellular component (GO): ribosome; mitochondrial large ribosomal subunit
Molecular function (GO): rRNA binding; structural constituent of ribosome
Source: RefSeq, a predicted model, not a curated record